UGACUGACUGACUGACUGCACACAGCAGAGCGUGAGGCCGUUCACUGCUUCACUGCCCCGUGCUCACUGACACACACUCGCUGACUGCCGCUCACUCUGACAAACACACACACAGACACACUCUCACUGCCUUUCUUCUCUCUCUCUCUGUCUGUCUGUCUCUCUCUCUCUCUCUCUGUCGCAAACACACACCGGCUCUCUCCCUCCCAUACUCGCUCACUCCCUCUCUCUUUCUCUUCAGUAUCACACACACUCACACAUACACACACAUACACGCACACAGUCCGUUACCAACCCUCAUUCAACUCCCUCUCAGCCACGGGUCAGCAGCUCAGACAGGCAUCGCAAGGUGCACACACACACACACACACACACAACACACACACACACACAACACGCACACACACACUCGCACACACAUACAAACAUACUUAACACACACUCAAACAAAAUACACAUAUUUAUACACACAAAGACAAACAAACACUCACUCUUGCACAUACACACACACACACACACACACACAUACACACGCACACACACACAUGCGCAUCCUCAUACAGCCCAGGACUUUAUAUGUGGUACGGGAAAAGAAGACCUCAGUCCAAGGAGGAGAAGAAACGGAGAAACAAGGAGCGACACUAAAGACGAACUUUUAAAGGUGGAUUCAAUAAUAACAACACUAAAAGGAUUGGACCAACAGAAUCGAAGACUGGAGACAAGAUAAGACUGAUGAUGAGAACUGGAGAGACUUUCCCAAGCUUGUUGCUGUAGGAAAGGCCUGCUGUCAGUAGAGAUUGGUCGUCUGUGACAUCCAGAGGAUCAGUGAGUGCCAUUUCCCUCCCUUCUCUCUUCAGGACUCCCACCCUCUUGUCAUCUCUCCACUGGGACAUCUCCCCAUCAUCAGCAUGCCUACAGCUUGCACAAGGUGCACCUUGGGAGUCUGACCCACCAUGUGCAGAUGGACGCCGUCCGUAGCUCAUCUCUGUCCUAAACCUGGCCUUGGCACCACCACUACUGAAGCCUCUGCCGGACGUCCUCUCCCCCUAUCCAGUGCAGCCUCCCUUUGCCUGGCAUGCUUCACCCUGCUCCUGGUCACCGCUGGCACCGCCACAGGGGCCUGUCCUCCUGGGGUUGGACAUGAACCCCUUCAGGUGCUGGCGAGUGGCAUCAACUGUUCAUGGACGUUGGAAAGGCACACUCGCAGUUACAAUCACCUAGAGGGCGACGUCCGACUACGGCGACUUUACUCUGCCAACAAGUUCUUCCUCUGUAUUGACAAAGCAGGCAAGGUGGACGGCACUCGGCGGAAAAACUUCGCAGACAGCCUGAUGGAAAUCCGAUCUGUCAGUGUGGGAGUUGUUGCCAUCAAAUCUGUCAGCACUGGGCUGUACUUAGCUAUGUCCAAGAAAGGCACGCUCUUUGGAUCGGUGAAGUACAACCCUAGCUGCAAGUUCAAGGAGCGCAUUGAGGAGAACGGCUACAACACAUACGCCUCCCUCCGUUGGAAGCAUGGUGGCAGGCAGAUGUUUGUUUCGCUGAACGGGCGGGGGAAGCCACGGCGAGGUCACAAGGCUCGACGAAGACACCCGUCCACUCAUUUCCUGCCCAUGCUCCCCUCCUAGCUGCCCACGUCUGAACUCUGACCGGCAACCGGCUGGCUCGCCUGCCUCCUCACACUAGCGUUGAUCUAGUCAGGACGGCAAUCUUUAUUUUUGUUGCUCCAUUUCUCCUGUCACAUAAAUGUAUAUUUGUUGAGGGUUGUAACUUUUGUAGAGUUAGCAUAAUAUGUACUUUUAAGUUAUUUUCUCAAUUUUCUAACUAUUUUCAGUAAUACAGGAAAAUAUGCAGUAGAAUUAUACUAUCUUCAGGCAUCCGUCUGGCUACAGUAUUUUUUCGGUGUGUCUGAACUGCAUGUACAGCGGUGUUUGGGUGACUUUGGGUGGCUGUGAGAGGACUGAAAAUGGACAGCAUUGCUUGGAAACAACAAAAUUUGGCUCCCUGAUUUGUUACUUAGCUUAUUUUAGAUGGUCUGCUAAAUAGGAACAGAAGCAUCUGGUACAGGAAAAAUUACAUUUUGAUUUUAAGUAUUGCUAUUAAAACAUAAAAGAAGAAAAUUUGAAAUAGCUACAAAUCAGGGUCAUAGGAACACUGACGUGCUCUGUAUUUUGGUGGGUUGGGGGUCACACUCUACAAUUCAACUUUUAUGAUGUAUGACAUGUUAAACAUAUUUCUCAUCUUCAUCACAUGUGGACCACCGUUUCACAUUUGAAAAAUUCCCAUAUUGAUUGAUUUUUGGUUGUUUUACAUGGGAAAUCUAUAAUGUUAUAUGCAAAAAAAUAAACAUUUAAUAUUACAUGUGCAACGCCAUUUCACAUAAUGAUAAAUUCACAUGGUACAUGGUUUAUUACACGGGAAAGAGCAUUACACUGAAUUCACAUAUAGCGUUUCAUAUGUGCUAUUUUUGUAAGGCUAAGGAGCAAUUUCAGGCCAACAAAAGUACAUACAUGAAUAAUAAAAUUUGUAUUUCUCUAGCAAAAUUUGAUUUAUGACGAGGGCUUAUAUAAUUAAAAUAUAACAUGAGAAAUCCAAAUAAUUAAUGAACAAUUGCCCUCAGUAUUUCUAAAAAAAAUCUUGCUACAAAUCCAAUAUUUUACUGUUGCUUGGGAUAUACUGUACUGACACUACUGGAUAAGAGACACUGACUUUUACCUGAACUGAACAGAGAAGAUGAAAAUCUCUACAGACUCAGACACAUUGAUACAAGUAAUUGUCUACAUACUAUAUGACAAGGAUUUAACAGAAACUAAGCUAACUACUGGGAUAACAUGCUGGAUUUACUGAGAUGACCUUUGUAUGUUUUGCAUGCUUCUGUCCGACGGCUUCUCUCAUUCAACAACCCACAGCUAAUAGAUUAGGAAUCGUUUUGAGUCAUUUAAUGCAUUAUAGCAGCCAUAGCAGAUGUCACAUAUACACAAUAGUAAAUGGUUAUUACGUACUGCCUCUCGGUUAAAUCUUGCUAACAUUUUCUCAACAACAAGGCUGUGGCUAAUAGAACAUUUAAUAUAUUUAAAACAUUUUGUACUCUUUAACUGUUGGAAGUUGAUGUUUAUUGUAAUUGUCAACUUUUUUGUGUUGGAUUGUAGUCAUACUGUUAAAAAAAAAGAAGGGAAAAAAGUGUUCGCAUUCAAGUCCAUAUUCAGCACAUUUUGUAUGGUACUGGGUAUCGGUACAUUUGUGUUCCACUUAUCAUAAACAGUGUCAGCUGUAGGCCAGUAAUGGUAGUUUGUAUAUAAGUUUCAGAACAAACUGUCUUUAGAUUUAUUUCAGCAAAAUAAAAUCAUUUGAGUGCCUUGGUCGAUGCUGAAUUAGAUAAACAUCAAUAAAAAAUGUGAAUA
Molecule: messenger RNA, 3398 nt
Organism: Etheostoma spectabile (orangethroat darter)
Lineage: Eukaryota; Metazoa; Chordata; Actinopteri; Perciformes; Percidae
Gene: fgf22
Product: fibroblast growth factor 22
Exons: 3
Coding region: 954-1625 (223 amino acids)
Molecular function (GO): growth factor activity
Source: RefSeq, a predicted model, not a curated record